Oncorhynchus mykiss (rainbow trout) is the source of this 884-nucleotide messenger RNA. NCBI's taxonomy places the organism in Eukaryota, Metazoa, Chordata, Actinopteri, Salmoniformes, Salmonidae. The record is from RefSeq and is a predicted model, not a curated record.
AUGGUACACUCAGCCCCUCACUUGGCUGUGGAUCAACUGAGACCAGAGGUGGCACGAGCACAAGUUGACUGGACAUAUUCCAAAACCUCACCCCUGAAACAGUACGGAAACCACCAGGCAAGGAUAAUCUUCUACGAGGACAAGAACUUCCAGGGUCGCUCCUAUGAGUGCACCGUCGACUGUGCCGACCUGCACAUCCAUUUCAGCCGCUGUAACUCCAUACAAGUGGAGAGCGGUAGCUGGAUGGUCUAUGAGCGGCCAAACUACAUGGGCUACCAAUACUUUCUGAGAAGGGGAGAGUAUCCCGACUACCAGCGCUGGAUGGGCUUUAAUGAUUGUUUGAAAUCCUGCCGCAUGAUUCCUCAAAAUCAGGGAGCUCACAAGAUGAGAAUCUACGAGCGCUCUGACUUUGGCGGUCAGAUGUUGGAGUUUGCCGAUGACCUCCCCUCCCUCUAUGAUCGAUUCCAGUACAAUGAUAUCCACUCCUGCAAUGUUAUGGAGGGGUAUUGGCUCUUCUAUGAGCAUCCCAACUACAGAGGCAGGCAGUACCUCCUGAGGCCUGGCGAGUAUAGGAGAUACAGUGACUGGGGAGCCAUCAAUUCAAGGAUUGGUUCAAUCAGACGUGCUGUUGCUCACCCAAACUGACAGGCAAUACAUUGUCAACAUGAAACUGAGCCUAACAUUUAAAUUAAAAAAAGUUAGGUCCACCUGCAAUCCUAUUGUCUUCUAUAGUGUUCACGCAAUAAGUAUAAAAACAUGCUACCCAUUGUCCCUAUAACCUAGUAUACACCAUGAAAGGUUCCAACACAUUUGUUGAAUCGAGGCAUUUAAUAGUUUUACGUCUUAUACUGUCAUUUUGAGAGAAAACUGAUGGUCAUUUUCAU